Messenger RNA from Dacryopinax primogenitus, 2022 nucleotides. RefSeq lists its product as uncharacterized. Bases 1 to 2022 code for a protein of 673 amino acids. The record is from RefSeq and is a predicted model, not a curated record. Lineage: Eukaryota; Fungi; Basidiomycota; Dacrymycetes; Dacrymycetales; Dacrymycetaceae. The transcript is spliced from 2 exons.
AUGAUCGUCAACGAUCAACACCAACAACCAGACAAGCGUUCUCUCCUCGACGAGAACGACACCGACAGCGUCAUGUCUAAACAAUCGACCGUUGAGGACGGCCUACCCGUCUAUGCGCCUGUUGACCCCAACUCGGAAAUGAAGGGGAAGGAAACCCCUGCUCCUCAGUCUAACCGCGGGAGGAAGAUCAAACGUGCCAUCAAGUUCUGUCUCUGCGCUCUCCUUGCGUACCACCUCUACCACUUCGUUCACCACAGGUUCGACGGUCCGCCCAGGUUCGGCUUCUGGCAUGGAAACGACCAUGACGAGAUGACGGACAGCAAAGAUGUGACGGAUGAGUGGGUGAACGGGAGGUACAACUUCGCACAUAUGGAUUACAAUCUUGCCACGGCUGAGGAUACGAACGUGGACAUCUGGACUAUGGACGAGGUGUUCCCUGUGCCUCCCGACCACCCGGACAUGCCCCAUCCUCCCGAGAUGCCUGACAAUCCUGACAUGCCGCCGAUGCCGCCUCACUCGCCCCAUAUGCCUGACGAGCCAGACCACCCAGCUCCGCCCCGUCACCCUUCUCCUCCCCAUCACCCUCCUCCACCGCGUCAUCAUCCUCCUCCCCACCCUCCCCACCAUCAUGUCACGGUCGAGUGUCUCUCUACCGAGGGCGAGAGUACUGCAUUGACCAUGCAGUUGCCCUUUACGCCGAGCGAUGACGGCUAUCUUCCUGCCGGUGCGGUUGUGGACCUAGGGAAUGCAGGCCUGGAUUGGACUGAGCCCGUCUCGUUCAACCUGUCCACCUCGCUGCGCCGGCUCGUUGUUGCCUCGCAUGGUCCUGUCGCUGGUAGUGUCCACCUCCACACCGAUUCCAGUCUGAGCGAUACCGUAACCUACAACGUCACUGUGUCCGAUCCGUCUGUGGUCAAGAUCUGCAAGCUCCUGCACGAGGAUGUCUUCUUCGGUGUUGCCGUCGUGGCGCCGCAUGAGCGCGUACACCCCGUCCCGCGGGCGAAGAUCGAUGUCUGGUUCCCGAGCGAGGCGGAUAUCAACGCUUUCACCAGUCACACUGGUGUAUUCCACCACGACGUUGAUGAUCUGUCCGGCGUACAAUUUGGCAAGUUCCAGCUCGGUGCGAGCAACGCUGCCCUCCACGUCGACACGGUCAAUGCGAAAGUCGCAGUGCUCAAGACGGUCAACGCCGCGAUCGAUGUGGGAACCGUGUCCGGCAAGCUCGUUGUACUCACGACGAACAACGGAAGGAUUACUGGUGUGGUGCCCAAUGCUACAGCUGUCAUCGCUGCUACUAAGAACGCGCCUAUCACCUUGAACGCGACCGUUUGGAGCACCGCCGAUGGCGAGACCUCCGUCCCAGAGUCGUACCAUGCUGUGGGCUGCCACCAGCACAAAGAGGAAAAAGCGAACACUUGGGCUAGCUGGUUUACCCGUGAGGCGAGGCGUGAGCGCCGCGCACGUCGCAAGGCUCGUAAGGCCGUGAGGAAGGCGGGCAAGCACUGGCAUGGGCACGGGCACGGGCACGCUGCGGUCGCUGAAGACGAGGAGCCGCAUGACCCUCAUGGACCUCACGGCCCGCACCACAAGGGUGACGGCAAGGGAGUCCUCGUGGCUACCAGCACGAACGGACACAUUGACGUCCAUGCUUGGCUGAAGAGCAACACCACGGGAGUGUUCAGCGUCGUCGCCAAGAGCUCUAACACCCAAGUUGAAGUGGGCGUACUUGACCAGCCGGUCAACAGUACUCUCUCCCUCACCGCGACGAGCACCAAUGGACGGAUUGGCGUCGGCCUGCACCCUGCGUUCGAAGGCGAGUUCAUCGCUAGGACCACCAAUGGGAAGUCAGAGCUGAUCGAAACGCCCAACGUCAACGACCCUGCGGGGUUGCACAGGGUCAGGCACAUCACCGUCAGCCGCUUCGCGAACAUAUUGACGGGCUCCGCAUUUUGGGGCGAGAAGAAGAAACGUGGUUCUGCGGUGCUGAGCACCACCAAUGCCGGUGUUCAGCUUGCCAUCUAA